Colossoma macropomum (tambaqui) is the source of this 2699-nucleotide messenger RNA. RefSeq names its product integral membrane protein 2A-like. The coding region runs from base 120 to 878 and encodes 252 amino acids. Gene Ontology annotation, cellular component: Golgi apparatus; plasma membrane; extracellular exosome. The record is from RefSeq and is a predicted model, not a curated record. Gene Ontology annotation, biological process: negative regulation of amyloid precursor protein biosynthetic process. Lineage: Eukaryota; Metazoa; Chordata; Actinopteri; Characiformes; Serrasalmidae. The transcript has 6 exons. Gene Ontology annotation, molecular function: amyloid-beta binding.
AACCGGAAGUCUAUUGCAUGGAACUGCAAACAGAAGUGCGUCACUCACUGCGCUGCGCGCGAUCGGAGUGUCUGCUGCAGAAACCGAACCGCGCGCUUCUGCGUUAAGGCGCGUCUAUCAUGGUGAAGAUCGCGUUUAACUCCGCUCUGGCGCUGAAGGCGCAGAAGGCGCUGGGAAAGGAGCCGCUCGGCUCCGAGAAGGACCCGGAGACGGGCUCCGUGUACGGCACUGAGAGCUCCACAGGCCGCUGCCUGCUCACCCUGCUGGGCCUGGCCUUCAUCUUAUCCGGCCUCAUCGUUGGCGGUGCCUGUGUGUACCGCUACUUCACCCCCAAGAAAUUGUACCACGGGUCCAUGCAGUUCACCGAGUUGGACAGUGCUGAUAUGCCCAUGGAUGUAGAGGAACGUGAGCCUUACUAUUUGCCCCGCAUCGAUGAGGAUGUGGAGAUCCGUGACAACGUGGCUAUCAUUAACGUGCCAGCCCCUCGCUUCGGCGAAGGUGACCCAGCGUACAUUCUGCAUGACUUUAAAAGGAAAAUGACCGCGUACCUGGACCUGACUCUGAGGACGUGUUUCGUGAUCCCACUCAACACCUCAGUGGUGCUGCCCCCUCAAGACCUCAUGGAUCUGUUUAUGCAGCUCAUGUCCGGCUCUUAUAAGUCUUACUUGGUGCAUGAGGAUCUGGUGGUGACCGAACGCGUGGAUGACCUCGUCCCUCUGGGUUACUACAUCUACAGCCUGUGUGAGGGCAAAGCCACGUACAAGAUGCAGCGUCGCAGUGAGAUUAUAGGCAUCCAGAAGCGCUCGGUUGAGGAGUGCUUCAAAAUCCGUCACUUCGAGAACAAGUUUGUUACCGAAACCAAGAUCUGCCGAGCCUGAGCGAGCAGGAAUUCAGGAGGGGACAGACACGAUGAUGGGGGGGGUCUCCUCCCCCUCCCCCACUCCAUCGCAGGGGAGGGUGAGGUGAGGUGAAGUGAGAUGAAGUGAGCUGAGAAAGGGAGGGAGGGCUGAGAGGAAAUGGCCUGUCUUCCAACUCCUGCUGUAGAGCUUAGCUUAGGGUGUUGUUUUGUUUUACAGAGCAACAGCAGACUUUUCUCUUCUCCCUCUUAGGGCCCAGUGACGUAGAUCUCCUCAGCGUUUUUGUGUAAUUUCUUACAGUUUUGUCGCCACCCGCUACAGCUCCCCCUACAGCCUAAGGGCUGCUAUAACCUUGUUUUCAGUGCGUUGGUUUGGUUUUCUUUCCCUGUGCCGGUCAGCCUUUUUUUGUGGAUAAGGGUUUGUGUUCUAUCUUAAAUAUCUUGUGCAACACCUUGAUGACCCUUGACCUUGAUUAAUGCUUUCUUGGCAGAAGUGAGUAUUAUUACUAAAGCACACGGUGACAAACCUCUGCUCUCACUUGUCCGUUAUGCUCCGUUAUCCUUUCCUGCUCCUAAUCACCGCUCAGUAUACAUGUACCCAUAUGAUAUCUAGCGCUCUGAUAAGCUUUUACAACUCAUCCUCUUUGUGUUCGACUGUAUUUGAGUAACUGAACAUAUCGUGUCACGUGUGACUCAUAACUUCAGCAUGUCUACUGUACUGUAAUGUAGCAUUGGUUAUGGAACCUUUGGUCAGGAAGCCUGUUUCCCUGCUGAUUUAUACCGUUCAGAACAGCCAAUGGACAUGAGUUCUCAAGAGCCAAAAUGUGGCGUAAUAAAUUGCGUUCAGCGAGCUGUAAUGUCACUGUGACAGAUUUAGAGACUGUAAGCAGUUUUUCUGGCCAGACGAUAUGAGGAAGCAUGAAGUUUUCAGCUCAGCAGUAUAAGGGUUUCUUAUUUGGCGACGUGAACGCACUCAACCCUACCGGAGCGGUUUCGGACGCAGAGCGGUUUAGCCUGGCCGUCUCUGUCUCGUUCGCUCUGUCUCUUUUCAUCUCGUCUUGUGAGCUCUGGCUUGUGGCUUGUUUGUCACUGGCUGCCUCACAGAGUUUUACCCCUGAGCUGCUUUCUGCUGCUGAGACCAGUGGUGUGUUAACCAUCACUCGACUGAUCAGCUUCUUGAGUCAUCUGUUCACACCUUUUUAAUCUUUGAGAAGGACUUAUUUGUGUAUCGCUCAUCCUCCAGCUACAGGAUGAUGCAAUAAGGUGUAAAAAUAAAAACGAAUAUACCAGCAGCUUUUUCUUUUCUACCUUUUUUUCUUCAUUUUUAUAUUUUUUUUUCUAAUGUAUGGUGCAAUUUCGAAAGCCCUGGUUACGUGUAGAGCAAGUUUUCAGACUGAACGGCUGUCAGAACCUUGACUGGCCGCUGGCGCGUGGACAGGCCAUGCUGAAUAUCUGUGUAUGCAGGUCAGUGUAAACAUGCAUUUGCUCAGUAUUGCUGUAAGUAUCCCUGAAUCCGCUGCACCUGUUUCUUCCAGCUGGGUUUUCCAUUGUAAUUCUCUGUUAACUCCAGCGAAUUCCGCAGGGCACCAUGUCUCUUCAUUUGUUUUUGGAAUCUCCUGCAUUGUAAAACCAAGUUGAUGAGAAUUUUGGAAAGGUCAGUAGUUUGACUGCUGCUUAAAGAACGACAAUCAAGACUGGAGUGUGUUGCUGUUUUCUGUUGUUUCUGCAGACAAACAGGCCUGAAAGAUGCUGGACUGUUUAAAGAACGAUGAACUACUGUCAUGUUAAACUGCUGACUGAAACUGACUUUGUGCAUCGUCAAAAAUAAAAAUGCAUUUCUUUA